AUGCAUUCCUCCAAUCCUGAAACUUCCCAACACUCCUUAAAUUCUUCCCAUGAUAAUAAUAAUACAACUGAUACAAAUAAUCAUCUUGAACGACUUAAACAACAAUCACAACACUGUAAUGGUAAUACAUAUACUAAUCAUUCAAAUUCAAUAUCAACACAAACUAAUUCUACACAACCAAAUACACAAUUAUUUACAAAUAGCCAAAAAGAAAUCUUAAGACUUAUUGGACAGCAUUUACAAAGUAUUGGAUUAAGUAAUACAGUUGAUAGUCUUAUAUCUGAAAGUGGUUGUGUACUUGAAAAUGAACAAGCAUCAAAUUUUCGUGAACUUAUUAUGGCAGGCAAAUGGACAGAAGCACUUAUAGCACUUGAUAAAUUGAAACAGUAUAUUGAAGAAUUUGAUGGCAUAUUACAAAUGAAAUAUUUAAUUCUUGAACAGAAAUAUUUUGAAUUAAUUGAAGAUAAUCAAGCAAUGGAAGCACUUUAUUGUUUAAGAAAUGAAAUUCGAACAUUAAAUAUUCGUAUUGAACGAACACAUCAACUUACUGCAUUUCUUAUGUUUAAUUCGAUUAAAGAUAUGUGUAAAGCAGCUAACUGGAGUGGAAAAGGUUUAACAUCAAGAGAAAAUUUAAUGGAAAAAUUACAAAAAUAUUUUCCACCUAAUAUAAUGUUACCACCAAAACGACUUGAAUCCUUAUUAUCACAAGCUAUUGAAUUCCAACAAGAUCGAUGUACAUAUCAUAUCAAACCUGGAAAAUUAUCUAUUGAAGAUGUAUCCUUACUUCAAGAUCAUGCAUGUUCUAAACAAACGUUACCCUGUGUUACAAUUCAAACAUUAACUGAUCAUACGGAUGAAGUAUGGUUUUGUAAAUUUUCUUUUGAUGGUACUAAACUUGCAACGGGGUCAAAAGAUGGUAAUUUGCAUAUAUAUGAUGUUAAUAUGGAAACAUAUGAAUUAAAACUACAAAAACAAUUUGAUGGUCAUUCAUUUGGCAUUGGUUGUAUAGCUUGGUGUCCAUUUAAUCGUUAUAUAAUCGCUUGUGGUACAGAUGAAUGUAAUGAAAUAUGGAUAUGGGAUAUUGAAAAAGAAGAACAACGAUCACGUAUAAAUCAUACAUCAGAAGAUAGUUUGACUUGUGCUGCUUGGUUACCAUGUGGAACAAGAUUUGUAUGUGGUGGAUCACGUGGACAAUUUUAUUACUGUGAUAUUGAUGGUAAUGUAAUUGAUAGUUGGGAAGGUGUUCGUUUACAAUGUUUGAGUGUAACAAAUGAUGGUGUUAUAUUAGCAGCUGAUGCACAAAAACGUAUAAGUUCAUAUAAAUUUGAUAGUUUAACUGAUCAACAAAUAAUUCAUGAAGAUCAUCCAAUUAUGUCAUUUACAAUAAGUAAAGAUGGUCGUUUAGCUCUUCUCAAUAUUGCAACACAAGGUGUUCACCUUUGGGAUUUACACGAUAGACAACUUGUUCGUAAAUAUCAAGGUGUAACACAAGGACAUUAUGUUAAUCAUGCAACAUUUGGUGGACCUAAUGAAGAAUUUAUUGCAAGUGGUAGCGAAGAUUCAAAAGUUUAUUUAUGGCAUCGAAGACAAGAACGUCCAAUAAUGAUCUUUUCAGGUCAUACACGUACUGUUAAUUGUGUUUCAUGGCAUCCUAUAUUACCAUUAUUAUUUGCUUCAGCAUCCGAUGAUGCAACUGUUCGAAUUUGGUCAACUUCUGAUCAUCAAAUAAAAACAGAAUCAUUGAUUAACAGUGAUUAA
Molecule: messenger RNA, 1758 nt
Organism: Adineta steineri
Lineage: Eukaryota; Metazoa; Rotifera; Eurotatoria; Adinetida; Adinetidae
Source: the annotation of a GenBank genome assembly